Messenger RNA from Scheffersomyces amazonensis, 3805 nucleotides. It is a transcript of the gene CDC15, whose product is annotated as serine/threonine protein kinase. The transcript has a single exon. The record is from RefSeq and is a predicted model, not a curated record. Gene Ontology annotation, molecular function: protein kinase activity; ATP binding. Lineage: Eukaryota; Fungi; Ascomycota; Pichiomycetes; Serinales; Debaryomycetaceae. Bases 157 to 3543 code for a protein of 1128 amino acids. Gene Ontology annotation, biological process: protein phosphorylation.
CACCUAAUGAUGCACCGCGCCAAAGGUAAACAAACAUCAACCCAUACUAAACAACAGUGAAUCUCACUAUUUAUAUAGGCCAGGAAAUGGAAAUUUUACUAUAGCACCAUAAUAAACAAAAGCCAAACCCCGCUAUACCCAAACCCAACCCCCGCCAUGCUGGCCAGUACAAAUCCGCAAGAGGCCCUAGCAACACCCACACGAUCAACAGCACGAGAAUCUACACUAAGUAAAUACCGAGAACCACAAGAAGAGACGGAAGAUGUGUACGGAUUUGAAGAGAAUUUGAAUCUUUCAUUUUCCAAAUUCAGUCAUUUCUCCGGCUCCUCUGUCAUAGUCAGUAGUCGAGGGUCGAAAGAGUCGGACAAUUCCGUUACUGAAUCACCAUUUGUUAAGAGAAUCGGGAAAUUCAGUAGUGUGAUAUAUGAAGAUACGCCGAGUCAGACUCAUAGUACUCAGACUCAUAGUACACAAGAGUCUCCAUUCAUAGAUGCUCAUUCCCAUUCCAAUUCCAAUUCCUCCACUUCACACAUUCCCAUAAUAAACCAUAGUCCAAUACGACAUCGUAAACUUAAAGAAACCAAUACAAAUCCCAUCCAAACUCCUAAUAAACUAAGAAGUGCUUCAGUAAAAGUAUCCCUAACUCCAGCCCAACGAUUUGAAAAGAAUCCAGGCACAAGACUGAAUAAUGCUCUAGAGAAUUUCCAAUUCUCUACUUUAUUAGGUAGAGGAGGAUGUGCAAGUGUAUUUAAAGCAAAGAAUUUAAAAACUGGUCAAAUAAUUGCUAUAAAACAAGUAUUUCUUGAAAAGGAUCUGGAUGUAGCCGUUUUAAUGAGAGAAAUUGAUUUAUUAAAGAUAUUAAAACAUCCAAAUAUUGUAAAAUAUCAUGGAUUUGUUAAAACUUCUUCAUCAUUAAAUAUUCUUUUGGAAUUUUGUUCAGGAGGUUCUUUAAGACAAUUAUAUAAAAGAUUAAAUCAUGGAAUACCAGAAAAGGAAAUCAUUAUUUAUGGUAAACAAAUUUUAAAAGGUUUAGUAUAUUUACAUGAUCAAGGGGUUGUUCAUAGAGAUGUUAAAGCAGCUAAUGUUUUACUUGAUGAAAAUAAUACUAUUAAAUUAGCUGAUUUUGGUAUAGCAACUAAUGUAAAUAGUCAACAUGAUACAGUAGUUGGUACUCCAAAUUGGAUGGCUCCUGAAACAGUAUUAGGAGGUGAUGGGAUAUGUACAGCAUCUGAUAUUUGGUCUUUAGGAGCAACUAUAAUAGAACUUUUUACAACAAAUCCUCCUUAUCAUGAUUUAAAUGCUAUGGCUGUUUUACAUGCAAUUGGAACUGAUGAUCAUCCUCCAAUUCCUAAAAAUAUGUCUGUAUUAGGUAAAGAUUUCUUAAUGGAAUGUUUUCAAAAACAACCAGGAAUUAGAAUUACUGCAAAAUUACUUCUUAAACAUAAAUGGUUAAUAUCAUCAACUACAAGACCUCAACCAAGUAAUAUUAAUUUAAGUAUGCAUAAACCUAGUAUUGAAUUAAGAAAUAUAACUUCAUAUUCAGAGAAGAAUGAAGAGAAUUGGGAUCAUGAUUUUGAAGAAGCAGGAAAAAUCGCUGCUAAGCUUCCAUUAUUACCUGAUAUAAUUCAAUUAUCAAUUGGAGAAGAAGAUAGUAGUAGUACUACUACUACUAAUAAUAAUAAUAAUAAUAAUAAUAAUAAUAAUAAUAAUAAUAAUAAUAAUAAUAAUAAUAAUAAUAAUAAUAAUAAUCUGAUUAUACCUCAAACUACAAAAUACUCUAAAAAUGAAUUACUUAAAAAGUUUUCAGAAGGUGAUGACGUAUUUGAUGUUAGUAGUAUUGGAGACCUUUCAUUUCAAAAUCUUAUGGAUAAUAGUGAAAAUACUGAUCCAUUCCUUGAUAUUGAAGUUCCAUUAUUUGAUAGUCAUGAAAUUGAAAUUCAAAGUAAAAUGGAAUAUUUAAUAUCCAAAUUUUCAAAUAAAAUAGAUAAAUUACAUUAUGAUGAUAAUAUUGAUAUGGAAUCUUUAGUUAAAACUACAGGAAGAAUACUUCAUGUAGUUAAGAAAUAUCCCUUUCUGCAUGAUAUUUUAAUUAGAGAUCAUGGACUUAUAUCAAUUCUUGAAUUAUUAAAUAGUGUUCAUGAAAUUCCUAAAGAUGAAAAAAUAUGGUUCUAUGCACUUUCUACAUUAAAUAUAAUAUUUCAAAGUAAUAUUUCUGUUUUGGAAAAUUUUUGUUUAUUAGGUGGUAUUCCAGCCGUUGCUCAAUUUAAGAAUUCUCAUUAUGAUUUACCAACUAAAUUACAAGUAGUAAAAUUUGUUAGUUUACUUGAAAGUUCAGAUAAAGCACUUUCAAUGUUUGUUUCAUGUGGUGGAUUACGAGUAGUUUCUAAAUUUUUAGAAGAAGAUUUUGAUGUAGCUCCUUCAUUUCCUAUUGCUGCUGUUGAAUGUAUUCAUAGUAUUUUAUCAAAGGAUUUAACUCGAUCUAAAUCUGAUAUAUGUCGUAUAUUAGCCAAAUAUGGGGUCGUGUUUUGGUUUGUAGUAUUCUUGAAUAGAUUAACAAGAAUUAAUACUCGACCUCCAUCUAAAGAAAUAUCAACUAAAGUUGUAAAUUCGACUAUUGAUAAAAUUAUGGAUAUUAUAAAAUUCUUUAGUCAAUCAGAAAUUAGAGUAAGAAUUAAUAUUGCUCAUAAUGAUUUAUUUAAAGUAUUAAUUAAAGUAUUUCAAAAUGUUGGUAUGAAUCAUCAAUUAACUAUAUUAAGAUUCUUUAAAUCAAUGUCAUGUAUUUCAGAAAUACUUAGAGGACUUCAAAAGGCCGAUAUUUUAGAAUUUAUUGUACAAUUAUUAGAAAGUCAUACUCCAGGAACUGAGCAUUAUAAAGAAUAUAUUAAUUUAUUGGCUCCAAUUUUAUAUAAUUGUUGUUAUUUAAAUCAUUUACGUGAAGCAGAGAUUGUAAGACUAGGAGCUUUACCAUAUUUAAAGGCUUUAUCAAUGAUUAAUUUACCCUUUAGACAAUUCUUACUUCCUAUAGUAUGUGAAUUAGCAUAUUGUGAUGGAUCAGUUAGAGAUACUUUAAAGAGUCAAGAAAUAUUAUCAGUAUAUCAAAAUUUAAUUUUAGAUCCAUAUUGGCAAUCUAAUUCAUUAGAUUCAAUCUUAGCAUGGCAUAAACAAGAUCCAAAAUAUGUAAGAUUAGAUAAUCCUCGAGCUAUAGAUUGUUUUAUGGGAGGAUUUUUAAUUCCCAAAGUUUCUAAUCUUGAAUCAGUACUUGAUCAUUAUUUGAAAUUGGUUAGUAAAAGUUUUAGUUUAGCCAAAAGAAUGGCUUGUAAAGAUGUAUUCAAUAAUAUCUUAAUGAAAAUUACUAGUCAUACUUCUAAUACGGUAGUUCAAUUAUCUUUACUUAAAAUAUUAAAGAACUUAAUAUCUACUGCCCCCACUCAAGAAAUAGAAUCGGUAAAAUCCAGUCUUACUACAGUCUUACAAUCCUUGGUAGAUCAGAAGGGUUCUUUAUUGGUGGCUGAAUUAGCUACAGAGAUAUUGGCAAUAGUAUAAUAAUAAAUUUUUUGCAGCAAUGUCGUGUGGCAACCUAUUUCUUCAUAAAGUCGCUAACAGAUGUAAUUGAGCUUUAGCUCGAAUAGCCAACUUAGCCCAACCUUGGUGGCUAGCCCAGUUGGCGGAGUAGAGAGCCUAAUGAGAUGUUCCUUUGUAAUUAUAUACGAAUUAAAUAAUAAUUAAGCUACGCAAGUUACAUCUAACCCGCCCAACAUCACAAGUAUUUCAGCUAAAUUGUUUCAGAUAUUUAAUGUACUAGAGU